Molecule: messenger RNA, 927 nt
Organism: Cladocopium goreaui
Lineage: Eukaryota; Dinophyceae; Suessiales; Symbiodiniaceae
Source: the annotation of a GenBank genome assembly
AUGUCUCGGAAGCCACAGUUCACAACCUGCAGGUUGAACCCCACGGUCAAUCUGGGAAGUUGGACAUGUCCAACUGCCACUGCACCUGUUGCCGGCGAGCUCACUCGUGCCGGACAUUCACCCGGGUGGUCUGCACUCCGUUUGGAGGUGUUGACUUCUGCCGUGGAGCGUCUGAAAGGUGGGGAUUUGGUGGUCGCAAGAACCGAUCGAUGUGAUCACUUCGACAAAGAGCAAGUGCUUCUCAUCGUUGGCAACGUUUCCAAAGGCGGCAACUCUGGCAGACCAGAUAUCUCAGAAUCAGAGACGGAACUGCUGACAGUCGUUGGGAAGGUGGUUUGCGUCGAUGCUGGAUGCCUCGAGGCUGACCGUUUGCCCGACGUCAAGAGUUUCAUCCCCUGGUGCCGCGAGCAAGCACCUGCAUACUUGGGCUUCGUCCCAGCUACCAAGAAACAGAGACAGAAGGCAAAGCAGAGCUCAUUGGCCAAAGAAGGACCGGUCACGGGCGGCUGCAGCUGUGGCAGCUGCCGUUUCAAGCUGCCCAGGUUUCCAGAGGAAUUGCAGCACUGCUACUGCGGUAGUUGCCGGAAGCUUUCUGGUGCCGCUUGGCAAAGCUGGAUGCCCAUUGAGGAAGGUCAGUUGAAGUGGACUGAGAAGGUGCGCACUACAAGCCAUGCGAGGAGACAUGUUUGUACGACCUGCGGCGUUUUCAUGACCAUUGUCUACGAUGAAGACGGAGCAGUUUGGCCCCUGGCGGGCGUCAUUGAUGACUCAAGCUACACCAAAGAAGACCUUUGUUUGCAGGUCUCGGAUGUCUCUCACAUCUGUGUGAAGUUCAAGCAAUCCUGGUGGGUGCUCCCGAAUGAUGGGAUGCCUCGCAUCAAAGGCAGGAAGUGUGCAAAGAGAUGCAAAGAGCAUCAAAAAGCAUGA